AGUUUUUUCAGUAAACAGUCAGAGCUAAAACUUAAAGCUAUUCAGUUGUUAGAGAUAUGAUAACGUUGUGAGAACUGUAAAUCAGUAAAUACUUUAUAUUCACGAGUUUUAUCUUUUCUGGUGAAGAGUUAUCAGCUUUUUGACUCCUAGUCGUAGUGCCACCACUUCCAUCGUUGCUUUAUGAGAGUUUGUAAACCCAUGGUCGUACAAUAUGCAGAAAGGAACAAACCGGGAAAGUUUCCCCUGCGUUGGAUGGAACUCUGAAGUUGCCCAACAUGAGGCGUAAUUUUUCCUUUGUGCACGAUAUAACCUGAACAAAGCAUUUGUGGUUAUCAUGGCCUCUUGGUUGAAGCAGGGCCUAAGUACAUUAGGCGAAGGAAUUGCAACGCUGACGAAGGAGAUAAUCAGCGAGGAGCCACUGCACGAAUUUCCUCGACCGCCUUCCUCCACUCGCUCCUCGACCCCGAAACCCGCGGAGGAUGCCCCGUCACAGCAUACGAUUGACGACAGCAGACCGGACUCGGAAGCGGAUGCUCUUCGUACUUUGGAGGAGAAACUGCGCAACGCGGAGUCGCAGCUUAGCAGCAGUAAUAUCCAGUAUCAGCAGAUCAUAAAGAAUUACGAGGCCCAUAUGAUUGGGAUGCGCGAUCAGAUUUAUGAGCUGCAGGCGCAGCUGGAAAACCGCUCGAAAGAUGUUGCGCUAGAGCCCGCCGUGUCGGAUGUCAUCGACUCACCGCAGUAUGUUGACGUCGAUCUGACCGCCUCGUCGCCGUCGCCAAACAGCUUGGAGGCUGCUGUCGAAGCGCACACUUCAACACAGUCAUUUCCCACCAGUCUGCCCGAACUGCAGUCCGCGCGUUCGGUGGACGAAGUGUCUGUUCAUGCGCUGGAGCAUGAACUGGAGGAAAAGGACGCCACAAUACGGCAUCUGACGCAGGAAUUGGCGCGGGCGCGAGCAUCCGUCGCGCUGCUGGAAUCGCAGAUCCCUGUGGACGACGGUAAAAUCGACGCGGAAAUGCAGACGGUACCUGGCGAUGUCUUCCCUGAUCUGACGGCGGAGAUUGUUGAGAAGAGUGAUAUGUUUAUGCAGACCGACGAUGAUCUGAAGCGCAGCUCGGUGGACUAUGGUGUACAAGUGGAUCCGGUGCAGGAUUUGAAGGAGAUGAACACCUUCUGCCUGAUUAAUUUAGGAGUCAACGACGGCAGUUCGCAGACGUCGUCCAGUCCAGAAAUGUUGGUUCCCGAAAAUCUUGACCAGGGUACGCAGUGGGAAGACAACCAGAUGGAUUCAGAAAAGGAGUGCAAAGUGUUCAGCGAUGGUUCAUGCCAAACUGAAGCGGAAUUUGUUCAAGUUGUCAAUACUCUACAAGAAAUGCUUCCCUCCAAAGAUUUAGAAGUUGUGGAAUCCUUUCAACAGACCGACUACAUUAUGUUGGAUGAAAUUUGUCAGACGUCCGAUGAAAGAGAUUACAGCGAUCGUGAUAUUCAGACAGAAGCGGAGGAAAGAGCGCCUCAAAAGGAAUUCAGCAAUGCGGAGUCGCAGUUCACUUCGGAAGAGUCUGGUUCUGAAAUAUGGACACAGACACCGGACCACAAACCCGAAAACCAGAGCAUUCAGACAGAUAAUCCCGCCGGUCACGAUCAGGACAGCCAGACCGAAGUCCCACAUCCUGUGGAUGCCAGCACAAUGGCCGAACUUUUUCUGGAUAGUUAUGAUCAAGAAAUUCAGACAGAGUUUUCCGGGGGCGUUGUUUCGGAAACCGAUUAUUUAUUGCUUCGCCAGUCGGCUGAAGGGGCUCAUUCGGAGAUGAGCCAGUUGGUAGCCACCAACGAUCGACUGAAAAAGGAAGGCGAUAGAUUGCGGGCACACCUGUUGGGCGUUGAACAAGCCUAUGCUCAGGAUUUCCAGACCGUCCAAGGGAGAGAGGAAGAGCUGAACAAGGUUAUUGUCCAGUUAGAAGAACAACUGCGCGCGACUACCGUAUCACAACAGCAGACUUCUAGUGAAGUGAAAGAAAACAUCGGUUUGCUGCAGGAACAGGUUAUGCUGUUGACGCAUGCGCGCGACGAAGCCAUGACAAAGUUGCGAGAUAGUGAGAAAAGGAAUCACCUGAUGGAAUCAUCCCUGUCGAAUAUUCAUACGGCACUGGAGCACAUGAAGAAAGAACACCGUGGGGAGAUGGAAGUGGACAGGGAGAGAGCAAAAAAAGCCGCGCGAUAUUUGGAAGAGCAGCUACAUGAACUGCGAGUGGAAAACACGAAGUUAAAGGAGGUGGUUGCGGAUAUGCACAAGGAAAAGACUAGUGCUGUACAGUCGCUGGCCGAAAGUCAACUGCUGAGAGACGCAGUCGAAGAUUUAAAGAAGCAGCUGGAUGAAAAAGAUAUGUUCCUGAGUAAAGCCUUGGACGAUGCGGCUACGAUCAGCUCAAAUAAAAUCGACAAAGCUUUCAUUCGGAGUAUGGUGUUGGGAUUUGUCGCAGGACCGAAAUCCACUCAGGGCGACAUUCUGCGAAUGUUAAUGUCCACUUUAGAUUUCAGUGAGCAGGAUAAGCUUAGAGUGCAGGCUGCUCAGAGCUCCGGACUUCGUUCUUUCUUCUCCAAUGCGCCACAGAAGGCUGGUCCAUUACCGGACGACACCUUCAGUAAUUUACUGGUCAAGUUUGUUGAACAAGAAAGCCAGCCAAAAGGGAAGUCAGCCGCAGAGGCUCAUUCUGUGUCCAGUCCAAAAUCUCAGAUUCCUUCUGCAGCCGGAAUGUUUAGUAACCUGCCCGUUGCAUCCAAAAGACCGGUUGCGGUUGGUUCGACCAAUUUCGUUACUGUGUCCGAUGAAUCUGUGGAGAAGCAGGAUAAGGUUUUGCAGAAAAUUUUAGAUGAACCGCUCGGUCAGCCAAGUUCAGUGGAUACAGUUUAGCAGUUCAUGAUUCGAUGAAACUGCUUGUCCAGUUUUCAACCUUUUAGCACAGAAGAACAAUUCUCCGUUUCGAUUGUUGCCUUUUGGGUUUGUAGUUUUACUUUGUGAUUGUCGAUAAAAGGGAGAUCCAGUUUAUAUUUUGAAAUUUCGCGCUUCGGGUUUCUUUUAUGAGUUGAAGUGAAGGCUGCGGCGUUAGAGAAUAAAUUUUCAACCAAGACAGUUUUGGCCUUUUGGGUAAAGUGAUAUUGCAGCCAGCUUUGUAGAUUUCAAACCAGACCGCCAAUUUUAUAGUCC
This is a messenger RNA of Paramacrobiotus metropolitanus, 3205 nucleotides long. RefSeq lists its product as uncharacterized. The record is from RefSeq and is a predicted model, not a curated record. Gene Ontology annotation, biological process: Golgi organization; endoplasmic reticulum to Golgi vesicle-mediated transport. Gene Ontology annotation, molecular function: small GTPase binding. The transcript has 3 exons. The coding region runs from base 335 to 2911 and encodes 858 amino acids. Gene Ontology annotation, cellular component: Golgi apparatus. NCBI's taxonomy places the organism in Eukaryota, Metazoa, Tardigrada, Eutardigrada, Parachela, Macrobiotidae.